Archocentrus centrarchus (flier cichlid) is the source of this 1433-nucleotide messenger RNA. RefSeq names its product centrosomal protein 19 (gene cep19). Gene Ontology annotation, biological process: trans-Golgi to periciliary membrane compartment transport; microtubule anchoring at centrosome. The record is from RefSeq and is a predicted model, not a curated record. The transcript is spliced from 2 exons. The coding region runs from base 173 to 649 and encodes 158 amino acids. Gene Ontology annotation, cellular component: ciliary basal body; spindle pole; centriole. Lineage: Eukaryota; Metazoa; Chordata; Actinopteri; Cichliformes; Cichlidae.
GCUCUGCAGGCAAACCUGGCAACGCGUAAUCGUUUGUGAAGCCGCUCCUUGAUUUCUUAAUUCAUACUGUACAUGAGCAGCUAUUAAUUAUGGUUAGGAUAUUUCCGUUUUAAAAAUUUUUAACUGAAUGGUCUGUUUGAGUUUGGCUUGUUGGAUGUGAUAUAAGUAGAGGAUGCGUUUUGCAGCAAAGCGCUGUGGGGUGCAGUUCAGCCCUCCUUCCAUAGUUUUAAUUUAUGAGCACACGGAAACCAAAAAGGUGCGCAAAAGAAUAAUACCUGUGAGAAACUUCUCCAAAUACUCCGACUACAGCAUGGCCGCUGAAAGGCUGAAAAACAACCCUCGGCACAGAGACUACCUUGAGGGUGUUUCCCAGAGCCAGCUCGAGAAGCUUCACAUCAUCCUGCGCGAUCACAUGCAGGGCUUCAGCCUGGAGCACAGCCUUUCCUCGUUCCAUCUGAACCCUAAUGAAGAUCUGAACAAGCUGGAUGAUGAGGAGCUGGCUCGCAAGAAAGGCCAAAUGGAUGAACUCUUUGAGAAGAACCGGAGGCACAAAGAUGAUCCUGAUUUUAUUUAUGACCUGGAAGUGGAUUUCACUAAGACCACCCAAGGAAAGUGCAGCUGGGAUGAUGAAUCAGAUGAUGGAUUUUGAAACUCUCUCCAUCAGUAUUUUUGAUUAAAAAUGUAGAUUGCAAACCUACAGUGAGGCAGAAGGAGCAUGUGACCUAACUGAUGUAGACUGCAAUGUUUUGUAUCCAUAUAAACACCAAUAUAGCAGAAAUACUAGAAUGCUCUGAUGCCAGGAUUCACCGUGGUAAACAAAGAGCGGAGCCUCUUUUUUAAUCAAGUGAAACUAGAAUUAUAAAUGUGACAUAACAUGACAUUUAUCUUUAAGAAAAAAUGCAUAAAUGGUCAUUAGGUAAGGCAACAAUAUUGUAAAUAUGAUAUUCUGCUUGAUCCACAUAGUAAUCAUUUAUCUGACUUGAAUACUUGAUAAAGCUGGGAUAUUUCUGGAAUUUUGCAAUAGGUUAUUACAAUUUUUUAAGGUAGCCCAUUUAUUCAGCUGUAACUGCAUGGGGGCAAAACAUAAGUCUUAGCAAACAAGACAAUUUACUUACUUUAAAGUCAUAGCCUGGCCUAGUAAUAAGUUAGGUGAAAAAGUUGAAAAGAUGCGUAGGUUCAAACUUGAAAUUUUUAGACUAUGGAACACUGAUAUUAAAUUUACAACAUCCAGUGACUGCGGUCUCUAAAAUUGAUGACAUAAAAGUGCCCACGUUAAUACAAAUCAACACACUUGUGUCUGUUACACAGGUAACUAACCCAUAGUUUGAGUUUCCUUCAUCACCCACAGCUUACCCUCAUCUCAGGGUUAAAAAACUCCAUUUCUAUUGAACCUGCUUUCUGGCACAGGAACCCAGCAUCACCAACAUUCAAAC